Molecule: messenger RNA, 1119 nt
Organism: Emiliania huxleyi CCMP1516
Lineage: Eukaryota; Haptophyta; Isochrysidales; Noelaerhabdaceae
Exons: 1
Coding region: 1-1119 (372 amino acids)
Biological process (GO): protein homooligomerization
Source: RefSeq, a predicted model, not a curated record
AUGAAGCGCGCGAGAGAUGCCUCGGACGCCCAGCGCGUGACCAUCGACGUCGGCGGCACCAAGGUCUCCACGACAGUGUCCACCAUUCUGCGCUCGUCGUACCUGGCGGGCAUGGUGGACCUGUCCGCGUGGGACUCGGACGCGGAGCACUCUGCGCAGAUUUUCCUCGACCGCGACCCCGAGACGUUCGCCCUCCUGCUCCGCCUGAUGCGGCAGUACCCGCACGUCGCCGGACUUGUGCCACACGAGCCUGGCCUGCUGGCCUCGCUGCUCGCAGAGGCCGACUUCUUUGGAUACGAGCCGCUGCUGUCGCACGUCAAGGCGCGAGCGUACUUCAACGCUCGAGAAGCGCGCCAGGACUACAAAGCCCGUAGCGAAUUCACCACAGUGGGGCGGCUCGAUGGCGAGUCCUUUGCGGACCGAGCGGUCAGAGUGAGCGCAGGUGAGCAGCGGCUUAAAGAACACAUCGCAGAGAUCGAUGCGAAGUUCAACAGCAAGGACGAGAGCUACGGCUCGGACCGAUUCGAUGCCGUCUACGGCACCGUCGGCGACGCAUUGGCCUCGGGCGUGCUGCCCAAGUACUACCUCGAGCCCAAGCCGCCCGUCCCGCCCCCGACCAAGAAGAUCGUGCAGCUGAUGCCAGUGGACACGCCGUGCUGGUACCUCGUCGGCGACGCAUACGAGCCCCGGUUCGGCGAGUGCGGCGACUUUGUGCCGAUGCACCCGAUGUCGCAGUGCAUCACGCAGCCAGGCCUCGUGCGCCGCGUCGCCUGUCACGCGCUCGUGGAGGACCAGCACGGCACGCGGUGGAUGGAGCCGAUGCUGCACCUCACCACCAAGGACCUCGAAGAGUGGAUGGGGACCCAGCCUGGCGACGGCCAAGGGCUGAUCUUCGGUGCGACGCUCGACGACUGCAGCCUGAAGAAGCACACAGGCGGCGUAGCACGCCGCACGCUGCUCGCGAGCGAUUGGUUUGAGAAGAUGCUGGUACCCGUGCUCUGCGAAGAAUGCGGCAUCAUGGAGACCAACCUGUGGGCGCACGUCCUUGUCGCGGCGGAGCCGCCAGCGGAGUACGGCUUCUCGGGAGGUCGUGAGCUGGGCCAGGAGGCAGCGCUGUAG